AUGUCUGAUAAAUUGGAGAUUCUUUUGAGUGUUGAGCCAUGGACAAUGAGCAGAGAUGUUGUUUUGUAUGAAUCUGCUCCCAGAUUGUCGCUUGCAGAUAAGUUUUUCCUGUGUAGAUAUCUAACUGAAACAGCAGGUGUGAUAAUGCCGCCGCCUAGAAUCAGAGAAAUUGGCAUCAAGUGUUUGACUGUGACUGUUCUGCAACAGCACCGAUUCCAAUCCAUUCUCGAGCAUUUGGAAGGAGAGGAUUGGAUGUAUGAACUGGCUAGGCUUGAGGCCAGUUUGUUAGCCACCAUGGCCUAUGUGUCACUUCUCUCUUAUUGUUAUCGCCGUGCACUCGCAUCGUUUUCUUUUGGUAUCAUAACUAGAAUUUGUCUAUAG
Molecule: messenger RNA, 381 nt
Organism: Sphenostylis stenocarpa
Lineage: Eukaryota; Viridiplantae; Streptophyta; Magnoliopsida; Fabales; Fabaceae
Source: the annotation of a GenBank genome assembly